Molecule: messenger RNA, 1785 nt
Organism: Dovyalis caffra
Lineage: Eukaryota; Viridiplantae; Streptophyta; Magnoliopsida; Malpighiales; Salicaceae
Source: the annotation of a GenBank genome assembly
AUGGCUUGUAAAUGGCCAUUAAGCGCUAUUGCUAGCUCUGCAUCUACUGCCACUAAGCUCUCUCCUUCAAUCUUGUUCACAUUUCAUUUAUCUCCUUCUAAACGGCAUCGUCUCCCAACGUUCUCUUUACACAAUAAUUCCUUUUCUUCUUCUACCCCUUCUCGUUGUAGUCCUAAUUCAGGUGUGAAAGUACAAAAAUCAACAAAUUCAGCAGUCUGCUCCGCUUCGGAUCAGAAGAAACAAAGCUUAAAUUUUAAGACCUUGUUUGGGAAGAAAUACUUAUGGCGGAGGAUACUGUUCGCGUCCACGAAAGUCAGGUCCAUUAUUUUACUCAACGUCAUCACCGUUGUCUAUGCGAGUAAUAUUCCAGUUGUGAAAGAAGUUGAAGCAAUAAUGGAUCCAGCAGCUUUCACUGUUGUGAGAUUUGUUGUCUCUGCCAUACCAUUCUUCCCAUUUGCAUUGCAAUCAUGGGAUGAUGUUCGAACCCGUAAUGCUGGGAUAGAGUUGGGGUUUUGGGUUAGUCUAGGGUACUUAAUGCAGGCACUUGGGUUGCUCACAUCAGAAGCUGGGCGUGCAUCAUUUCUAUCUAUGUUCACUGUAAUUGUGGUUCCUUUGCUUGAUGGUAUGCUAGGAGCAAUAGUUCCUGCAUAUACAUGGUUUGGAGCUCUCAUGUCCAUUUUAGGCGUUGCAAUGCUGGAAUCCAGUGGAUCUCCUCCCACUAUUGGUGAUCUCUUGAACUUCUUAAGCGCGGUGUUUUUUGGCGUGCAUAUGCUUAGAACGGAACAUAUAUCAAGAAACACAAAUAAAAAGAACUUCUUACCUCUUCUUGGAUAUGAGGUAUGUGUUAUUGCUAUCUCCUCAACCAUAUGGUAUUUCGUUGGAGGCUGGUUUGGGGGUGUCCAAACUUGUGAUCCAUCAUCAUGGACAUGGGAAAUGGUUUGGCACUGGAUGGCUGUUUUUCCAUGGAUACCUGCACUCUACACUGGCUUAUUCUCAACUGGGUUAUGCUUAUGGAUAGAGAUGACUGCAAUGCGUGAUGUUUCAGCAACAGAAACUGCCAUAAUUUAUGGUUUGGAGCCAGUCUGGGGUGCUGGAUUUGCAUGGUUUCUUCUUGGUGAAAGGUGGGGUGCCACUGGUUGGAUUGGGGCUGCUCUUGUGCUUGGUGGAAGCAUAAUGGUGCAAAUAAUUGGAUCAUCAUCUUCUGUUAUAUCUGGUAAAGAUGAGGAGAGAAGAGAGAAAGUUGAUAGCCUACUGGUUUCGGAUAAGGAAAAUAGUUUCUCUACCACACCGUUGAGGGUCAGUUCCAGAAAAGAAGUUCCUAAUAUAUUAAAAAAAAUAAUGGCUCUGCAAGGUAAGCUGGAGACGGUUGUGGAACUCAAAACUCCUGCUGAGAAGCUCUACAACUUAUUGAAGAGCCAAGCCCACCAGGUUCCCGAGCAUACUCCUAAUAAUAUACAAGCAGUUAAUGUACAUCAUGGCGACUGGGAGACUGAUGGCUCCAUCAAGGUUUGGAACUAUACUAUAGAAGGGAAAGCUGAGGUAUGCAAAGAGAAAGUGGAAUAUGAUGAUGCGAACAAAAAAAUAACUCAUUACGGUCUGGAAGGGGAUGUCAUGAACGUUUACAAGAUCUUUAAGCCCUCCUAUCAGUUCAUAUCCAAGGGCUCGGGCAGCUCGGCAAAAUUAAGCAUUGAAUAUGAGAAACUGAAUGGGAGCGUCCCAGUCCCCGAAAAAUACCUGGAUUUCAUGGUAAAUGUUGUCAAGGACAUUGAUGCAGGCCUUGUAUAA